Molecule: messenger RNA, 1378 nt
Organism: Brienomyrus brachyistius
Lineage: Eukaryota; Metazoa; Chordata; Actinopteri; Osteoglossiformes; Mormyridae
Product: zinc finger protein 423-like
Exons: 3
Coding region: 1067-1378 (103 amino acids)
Source: RefSeq, a predicted model, not a curated record
CCGAUCUGCGCUCCAAGUUAAGCUGUAGUUUCCAUGGCUGACCAUGGUUUGGUGCUGUUGGCUCUCUCUGUCUGCUCAACCCAGGCUGUGCGGAGCUCCCUGCGGGAUCACAGCGCUCCCCCGCCGGGACCCUACUCUCACAUCCUCCUGCUGGGACUCGGCUACAUUUCCAGCCAAGCCUGGCUUUAUUAUGUGUGUCUGCACUGCAGCCGCGCCAGCAGUCGGAUCGGGAGGCGGAGGGAAGACCAGAGUCAGGACAAAGAAAAAGGGAGAGAGAGGCUAGCGACCGCAAACAUUUCUGUUUUUGAGGAAUUUAAAAUAAAGCGGAGAAAAAAAUCCUAAAUACAAUCCCCGCGGGUGAGAAUGCUGGCUGAGACGGCGAUGUCCGUAUCGCAGCCUGUAAAAUAACGGAGGUGCGAGAUGGCUCGAUGCAAGUAGGACCAGGGCAAAAAUAUAUAUCGCAGUAUUUACUAUAACUGCACCAAGAGCACGGCGGAGCAGGCACAACGGGCGACGGCAGGAGGAGAGAGAGGAAAAGCAACGCCAAGCUCCUUUAAUCAAAAUUAUAUAAUUGCUCAAUUAAGGUAAUCAGAUCACCGAGACGCGCUGGCACCUUUUCCCACGGACAAUCAGGUGUUACGGUACCGCUGCAAAAUUCUGGCCCCCGCGACGCAACUUGCAAGUCGGACUGCGCGCACCGGUUUGAAGCCGCUGCACCGUAAGCGAGAUCUUUCUGCGCCGAACAAAAGGACCGCCGGGCAGCCGGCUAAGCGAUCGCCAAGUUAUCCGGCCAGAUCUACAGGUUGAGCCGAAGAAGUUGCACUUAGAGAGGAAAGGGGGAGCAGAUCCAGGAAUAAAGCUUUCUGUCUUUGUUUUAAACUGGCUUCCGCUUUAUUUCCAGUGCUGCCACACUCCUCCAGCUACUAGAGACUGAAGUUGCCGCAUUGCAACAGGCAAAGAAGUGGAGGGGGGAAAAGAUCAAGUCAAUCAGCCCCUCUAUAUGUUUGUAUACUGGUAAAGGCAAUAGAUCGGCGAAGAGGAAAAAAGAUACCGCAUUAAGACGGAGAUGUCUAGGAGAAAACAGGCCAAACCGCGCUCCGUUAAAGCUGUAGAGGAAGGCGAGUCGUCGGAGUUUGCCGGAACCUGGGAAUCCUCCUCUGCGCACACAGAUGUUCCUGGGCCGGAUGGCGACGCUGACCCAAAGGAGUGUCGGGGGGGUCUGGAAGAUGGCGAGCAGAGCGUCACCAGCCAGGAUGAGCGAAUGGCCGACGACGAUCUGGACGACGAGCCCAUCUUCACGUGUGACAACUGCCAGCGUGACUUUGAGUGCCUGGCCGAGCUGACGGAGCACCGCACCAACCAUUGCCCCCGCCGGUAA